This is a messenger RNA of Fragaria vesca subsp. vesca, 1065 nucleotides long. Its product is annotated as protein SRG1-like. The record is from RefSeq and is a predicted model, not a curated record. NCBI's taxonomy places the organism in Eukaryota, Viridiplantae, Streptophyta, Magnoliopsida, Rosales, Rosaceae. The coding region runs from base 1 to 1038 and encodes 345 amino acids. The transcript is spliced from 4 exons.
AUGAUCAUCCAGAAGAACUUGGUGUCCGAGUUUGGAGCAAUGGAGGAAGAACUAACAAUGAUAGGGAGCUCCCUUCCUGUGCCUUGCGUCCAGGAGCUUGGAAAAGAGCCAUUCACCACAGUCCCACACCGAUAUGUUCGCCCUGAUCAAGAUCCCCCCUUCGUAUCUGAGACGGCCACUUCACUACUCCAAGUACCAGUGAUCGACAUGAACAAGUUACUUUCAGAUGAAACCAUGCCAGCAGAGUUGCAGAAGCUCCACCUUGCUUGCAGACAGUGGGGUUUCUUCCAGUUGAUAAACCAUGGAGUUGGUGAAACUUUGUUGGAGAGUGUGAAGUCGGGGAUCAAAGAGUUCUUCAGUCUCCCAAUGGAAGAGAAGAAACAGUUUUGGCAGCAGCCAGAAGAUAUGGAGGGUUUUGGACAAGCAUUUGUUGUAGAUGACCUAGAAGUGUACUCAGCGGAACUAGAAGAUCUUGCCAAGAAGAUUCUUGACCUCAUGGCAAAAGCACUGGGAGUGGAAGCUAACUAUAUGGAGGAGUUGUUUGACCAAGGGACUCAAAUGUUUAGGAUGAACUACUAUCCACCAUGUAAGCAACCAGAGCUUGUCAUUGGCCUUAACCCUCACUCAGAUCCUGUUGGAUUGACCAUCCUCCUCCAAGUGAAUGAAAUGGAAGGUCUUCAGGUUAGGAAAGAUGGAAGGUGGACUCCGAUUAAACCCCUAAACAAUGCUUUCAUCGUCAAUGUUGGAGAUAUUUUGGAGAUUGUGACGAAUGGAAUUUACCGUAGCAUUGAGCAUCGGGCUACGGUGAACCAGGAGAAGGAGAGGCUGUCGAUAGCUACUUUUUACAGUCCAAACUUGGGAGGAGACCUGGGUCCUGCUCCGAGCCUCAUUACUCCAGAGAGACCAGCAUUGUUCAAGAGAAUAGGUGUCGCAGACUACUUCAGGGCACUUUUUGCCCGCAAACUCGAGGGGAAGUCGUACAUAGAUGUCAUGAGGAUUCAACAUGGUGAUGAGGAUGGCAAUGGCACCCAAGACUAGAUGUGCUCUAAAGCUAGCUUACCUUAG